CGCGCUCUCACCACACCCUCAAGCAGCUUCAUCAUGGGUCUCCGAACCAUUCCCGCCGACUCGCGCGUCUCCGACAACCCCUCGGAGAGCCACCACGUCUCGUCGACCGUCUACGGCUCGCGCGCGGCCGCGCAGGGCAUCCCGGCGCUCGAGAUGGGCGAGGACGAGAUGGACCCGAGGCUCGCCAAGCGCUUCGUCCAGGACGAGCUCCUCGGCAAUAGCAACCCGUCGCUCAACCUCGCGAGCUUCGUCACGACGUACAUGGAGCCCGAGGCUGAGGAGCUCAUGACGUCCGCUUUGGCCAUCAACAUGAUAGACGUCGAGGAGUACGGAAGCCUCGAAACGCUGGAGCACCGCUGCGUGUCCAUGAUCUCGCGCCUGUUCAACGCGCCGCGCGACAACGAGGAGGACGAGGCUGUCGGCACGUCGACCGUCGGCAGCAGCGAGGCCAUUAUCCUCGCCGUCCUCGCCGCCAAGCGCCGCUGGAAGAACAAGCGCAAGGCCGAGGGCAAGUCGACCGACUCGCCCAACAUCGUCAUGGCGUCGUCGGUCCAGGUCUGCUGGGAGAAGGCGGCUCGCUACACCGAGGUCGAGGAGCGCUACUGGAACGCCCGCCCUGGCGUCUACAACGCCAUCCCGUCGGAGCUCGUCGACCUCGUCAACGAGAACACGGUCCUCGUCGUCGCCAUUCUCGGCAACACGUAUCACGGCGGGUACGACGACGUGUCGGCGAUCAAUGACGAGCUCAAGAAGAAGAACGAGGCCGAGGGUCUCGACGUCACCAUCCACGUCGACGCGGCGUCGGGCGGCUUCGUCGCACCGUUCGUCAACCCCGACCUCGUCUGGGACUUCCGCCUUCCUCUCGUCAGCAGCAUCAACACGUCGGGCCACAAGUACGGUCUCGUCUACGCGGGCGUCGGGUGGGCCUUCUGGCGCAACAAGUCGUAUCUCCCGGAGGAGCUCCUCUUCACGGUCAACUACCUCGGCGCGCCGCAGGUCAGCUUCACGCUCAACUUCAGCAAGAGCGGCGUCAACGUCAUCGGGCAGUACUACCAGCUGCUUCGCCUCGGCAAGAGCGGGUACCGCGCCAUCAUGCUCAACGCGACGAGGACGGGAGACUUUCUCGCCGACGAGGUGCGCAAGAUGGGCGACGGCCUGUUCGAGGUCAUCAGCGAGGGCGAGGGCAAGGCCUUGCCGCUCGUCGCGUUCCGCAUCGUCAAGGAGAAGCCGUACGACGAGUUCGCCAUCGCCGCCCACAUGCGGCAGCGAGGCUGGGUCCUCCCGGCGUACACCUUCAUGCCGUCCUGCUCCCACAUGAAGGUCCUGCGCGUCGUCGUCCGCGAGGACCUCUCGCGCUCGCGCUGCGAGACGCUCGUGCGCGACCUCAAGGAGACGAUCGACUACCUCGAGUCGGCGCCGGUCGAGGUCCAGAAGCACCUCUCGAAGACGGACGGCGCCGCCGGCGACAUCAAGUCCGAGCACCACCCGACGCACCGCAAGGCCAACAAGACGGUGCACCUCCACGAGAAGCACAGCCUCGCCGGCAAGCACGGCAAGACGCACGCCGUCUGCUGAGCGAGCGGCCGGUCGGCGUCGACGGCGUGCGGCGGCGACAGCUCGGCGGUCGAUGAAGCGGUCUCGCCAGUGGGGCAGCAGCCGGCGAGCUCAGGAGGGCUUGUACAAGGAGAGGCGGGGCGUCGUCGAGACGAGAGAGGGGCGGCUUGUACGGUCUGGGUCGGCUUGCACAGAAUCAGUCUCUCAGUC
Molecule: messenger RNA, 1764 nt
Organism: Rhodotorula graminis WP1
Lineage: Eukaryota; Fungi; Basidiomycota; Microbotryomycetes; Sporidiobolales; Sporidiobolaceae
Exons: 13
Coding region: 34-1575 (513 amino acids)
Biological process (GO): L-glutamate catabolic process
Cellular component (GO): cytosol
Molecular function (GO): glutamate decarboxylase activity; pyridoxal phosphate binding
Source: RefSeq, a predicted model, not a curated record